UACGAUUAAAAAAGUUUGACCAAAUUCUCUCGACACAAUUUCAUUUCGACGAUGAAAAAGGUUUCUAAAAUUCCGCAUGGCGAGGAAGUGUCACGAGCUCUGCCAGUCUCUGGCGGGGAGGAGGAUUAAAAUAUUUGAAUUUUCCUUGGAUAUCUUGAAAGCGAUUGAAAAGCAGGCAUAAACGAACUUUGACAGGGCGGAGAAGAAGAAUGGCUGAAGACAGUUGGCAUCCAACGGGAUUCGAACUGGAGGCUUCUGAAAAGGUGAUCUGUUCUUGCAUUUUGCAGUCAUGAUUUCGAAAGAAAUGGAUUGCUUAGAAAUCCCUGCGCAAAAUCUUUGAUGGACUGCGGUUACUACUUAUAAGGUUUGCCUUUGUUUUAUUUUUCGAGUAGGAACACAAUUUUUGCAUCUGCAUUCAGGAAAAUUAGCUGAGGCAAAACUGCUUAAAUUAGUGAAGUGGGUUUUGGUUUGCUCUUUUUGCGGAGGCAAAUCCUCAUAGCUUUUUGAGCCCUAAUUUUUAUGGUGGAUUGAGACGCUUUGGUAGAACUGGUUUUGGGUCUUCCUUUUUAUUGGGCUUUUUCUCUUUCGAGUAUAUUUUUCCAGUGCUGGGAUGAGAAUUUAUAUUAAGGCGAGGAUUGUGGAAUUGGAAGGCAGGGAUGGAAGACGUUUUGAGGAAACGAGAGAUUUGUCAAAAAGAUUUGGAAUCGAUGGUUUCCAGUUCUGUUAUUGGCAAUAAUUUGCAUUGGGUCGGUCCACAAUAUUUGGUUGUUGAUAAAAUUGAUGAGAAAGUGGGCGCACAGGUGGGUAAUCGUGGGGAAGUUGCAGAGGAGAGUGGGGGCGCGGUUGGGAUGAAAGCUCUAGCGGAAGCAAUGCUCAUGAAUCCCCAUUUGCAGGAAAAAUCUGGGUUGGUUCAGUUUGCAGGCUGUAAGAGAGUUAUUCAAACUGCAAAUAAUUUUCCCUAUGUUUUGGAUGCAUGUGAAAUGGGUCCUGGCGAGAAUUUGGACAGAACGAGGCCAUCAAUGGCUGAGGCCGAGAGAGAGAAAAUGGGCGAUUCUGAUCUUGAUGGAAUGAAGAAUUUCAGGUCUAGCGAUGAGGGAGAGGGUCUGCCUAAUGGAAUUUCUGCAUCUGGGUUGACUGAAUUGACUUCUCAGAAUCUGGUAGCGAAGGUAAAGUUCAUGUGCAGUUUUGGAGGUAAAAUCCUCCCCAGACCCAGCGAUGGAAAACUUAGAUAUGUUGGUGGGGAGACUCGUAUCAUCAGUGUCAACAAGGGCAUUGCCUAUGCAGAACUAAUGCUAAAGUUGAGAGAUAUGUAUGGGCUGGCUCUCAUACUCAAAUACCAGUUGCCAGACGAGGAUCUUGAUUCCCUUGUUUCUAUGUCCUCCGAUGAGGAUCUUGAGAAUAUGAUGGAAGAAUAUGGCAGCCUCGAUGGAGUUGAAGGUUCCUGCAGGCUACGUGUAUUUCUUUUCUCUGCACUGGAUCAUGACCUUGCUCAUUUUAAUGCAAUUGGCGAUAAGAGUAAUUCGCAGCAGUGUUAUGUUGAUGCUGUCAAUGGCUUCCUGGGCUCAGGAGUAGGACUUGGUAAGCAAACUGAGAGCACAGAUAGUGCAUCCAUACAACAAACACAGAAUUCCGUUGCACAUAAGUGGUGGGUGACUCCAAGUGCUCAAGAAAGUACUACGACAUCGACAGUCCCUGUCCAAGAUACUGCAAACCCUAUAAAUUUGCCAGCUAAUGCCCCAAUUUCUUCAAAACCGCUGUCAGUCGAUGCACCGAUUUCUUCAAAAUGGUUGUCAGUCAACGUACCAAUUUCUUCAAAACAGUCUAUAGCAUCGCCACCAUCUGGGGCUUCAGAUAUUUUGAUGAAUGCGUUCACAGGACAAGCGAUGAGGCCCAGUGCCCAAUCAUACAUUGCACUAAAAUCAACAGAAAGUCAGAAAGAUAUGGACCGUGGAGAAACCAUAACUUUGCCUCAAUCAGACCAUGGUCUCCACUUUGGAUACACAGAUCCAAGGGUUUUGGCAUUACCUUCUAGAGCAGGGCAUGUUUUCUCCGUCCCUACAAGCAAUCCAAAAUUAUCCCAGGACCAUAAUAUGCUUGUUAGUGAUGCUAGGUUGCGAAAAGUGGAUUCUAAGGGUAACUUUAUUCAGUUGCACGAGGAAGUUGGAGUAGCUAUAUCUUCUUUGGAUCGCAGCUUGGAUGUGCAACCGCUUCAUGUGGAUUCCCGGACAAUCGUUUUCCCGCGUGUACCAUCCUCUUUAUGCCAACCCCCAUGGCAGGAUACACAUGAUUUACAUCAGGAUGAUUACAUAAGAAUGGAAUGCAACCAACUUGAUAUUGGAGGACGUUUGCAACAGUUCACCCAGCAGCAUGCCCCUGUUUUACCUCAUUUGAAUGAUCACCAUCUUCCGAGAAAUGAACUCAUGGCUUUGGGACAUAUUGAUCAGGAACAGCUGCACAAAGAUGAUAUGCUCAGUAAUCUCUAUAUUCCAAAGUUUGUUUCAAGUAAACAAACGGAUCAUACUGUAGGAAGUGCAGCUGCUUUGUGUGUAGUGGGGUCUGAUCCCCAUUCCCCUAGCCUUGCAGAUCAACAAUGGACGGGAAAUCUACAGCACACGGAAGUGCAGCACUCAUCUAUUUCUCAAAUGUUGGAACAAUCACAAUAUGGAAUGAAUGUUAAUCAGUACAAUGAUCAAGGCAGCAGAGCUCUUUGUCCAUCUGUAUCUACAGCCAGUAUCAGGGAGUUAAACUCUGAACAACUUUCUCAUCGAAAGGCGUUGUCAUAUGAGCAACAGUAUGGUUGUCGACAGGGAAUGCCUUGUGAGCAGGCAUCUCAGUCAAUUCAUCAUCAGGAAUUGUCCAGUGCAUAUUCUGAUAUAUUUCCAGCAGAUCUUAGAGUAACGCCUCUUCAAACUGUAUGUGAAGGGAUUAUACACUCUGAGCUACCAGAUCAUAGAGUGAUGCCUGCUCAAACUAUAUGUGAAAGGGUUAUACACUCUGAUGGAGCGGUAAGGUCAACUUCCUCAUGUGUAGCAAGUGCUAUUGAAGAUCAGUUGAUGGCCUACACAGGUCAACAAAACAUAGGCGGUGAAAGAAGUGGAAGCAAUCAACAAGUAAAUGAAGCUGAAUCUAAUUUGGCAGCACUGCAGAAUUAUGUUGCCACACAUUAUACAUCAGAGUAUGUGGUACCACAGCAAUCUGUUGUGCCUCCUUUUCAUCAAAAACCAGAUGUAUCUGAUGGAUUGGUUUCACAUAGGAUUGAGGAACAAGAUGAUGGCAGCAAACAUUUUAUUUUCUCGCAAAAAAUGCCAGAAACAGAAGUAAAUGCUGAAUGGAUUCCUCAACUAUUGGGCAGUAGUGGUCCAGCAGAACCGGGAAAAAGUUAUACUGGAAUGGGAUUUCCAGAAAAUGUUUAUCCUAAUUUGGAUUCAGGAGUGAACAGUUUGAAUGAGGCUCAAAGAAGUGAAAUAUUUAAACCCUCUGAGAGAACCAAUGCAAAUCCUAUCAUUUUAGGACAGCUUGGAAUCACGGGAAUGCCUACUGAAGCUUCACAAGCAUCGGAAAUUGCUACACAAAUGAAAGAAUUGGGUAUGCCACUAACUGUUUCAUCUCACGGAACUGAAAACUUUAUUGAUGUUAAAGGUUUGAGAAGGCUUACUGAUGACAACAAAGUAAAUUUCACCUAUAUGCAACCAAAUGUCUUAGAAAAUAGUCAAAAUACAUUUGCUGGUGAAGGAGAAAAAACAAGUUCCAGUUCUGAAGUUGUUGCCUUGCCAAUAAAUAUCAAUAAUCUGCAGAUGCAAAACAUUUUAUCAUUGGACUUGCCUACAUCACAACCAUUGCAAGAAUCAAGGUUGCUUGACACCACUGUCUGCAUUCUGUCAUCUGUUAUGGACAUUCCAUCUUUGUCUGCUGAUUUUGUUUCGCUUGGCUACAAAGGAGAGGAGACUGCUCCAACACAUGCAACAACAAAAGAUAAAUUAGAUGAUUAUGUCAAGGCAGAGCUGCAAAAUGUAGCGGAAGCUGCUCUUCAGCCACCUCUUCUAUCUGCUCCAACAUUUUCUGUUAAUGGUUGGGCCCAGUUCAAUGUUGGUUUAAAUAAUGAGAACUCAAUUGGUAGAGUAACUGAAGUGGAAGUAGAGGAUAAUCUUAUGAUUGAAGAGGAAAUGAAGAUUGAGGAUUCAGAUAAUGACGAUCCACUUUUUAAUGCAAUUAUUGUGGAAGCUGAAGCUAUUGUUCGUGGGUUACAGACGAUAAAGAAUGCUGAUCUUGAAGAAUUGCAAGAGCUAGGGUCUGGCACAUUCGGAACAGUCUACCAUGGCAAAUGGAGGGGCUCAGAUGUAGCAAUUAAACGAAUAAAAAAUUGCUGUUUCUCAGGAAGGGCCUCUCAACAAGAUAGUUUGAAAGCUGAUUUUUGGAAGGAAGCUUGCCUGCUUGCACAACUUCAUCAUCCAAAUAUCGUGGCCUUUUAUGGUGUCAUAUCAGAUGGACCUGGAGGAACUUUGGGAACUGUAACAGAAUUUAUGGUGAAUGGAUCUCUCAAACAGAAUUUGCAGUGGAACGAUAGGUCAAUUGAUCACCGCAAAAGAAUUGUACUAGCUACAGAUGCUGCUAUUGGAAUGGAAUACUUACACAGCAAGAAUAUUGUGCAUUUUGAUCUGAAAUGUGACAACUUGUUAGUCAACAUGAAAGAUCCUCAGCGUCCCAUUUGUAAGGUUGCAGAUUUUGGUUUGUCUAAGAUCAAACACCAGACCUUAGUUUCUGGCGGUGCCCGAGGAAGCCUUCCAUGGAUGGCUCCAGAGCUUCUAAAUGGUAGCAGUAGCAUGGUUUCAGACAAGGUUGAUGUGUUUUCCUUUGGCAUAGUAAUGUGGGAGCUUCUUGAAGGGAAAGAACCUUAUACUGAUAUGCACUAUGGAGCAAUAAUUGGAGGUAUAGUGAGCAAUACAUUGAGACCACCGGUGCCUAACCAAUGUGAAGCUUCUUGGAAGUCCCUCAUGGAGCGGUGCUGGGCAACUGAUCCUGUCACAAGGCCUUCAUUUACUGAAAUUGUUGAUGAAUUACGGUCAAUGUUGGCAUCACUUGUUCUCAAGGGGCAAGGUCCUCAAACUUCAUCUCAAGCCCCACAUUAAUAAGUCACAAACAUGGAAUUAUAUUGCAUUUGGAACAUUUUGUUUUUUGCUGCGACAGAUGCAACCAGUCAUUCUUUAUGCUGUUAUUUUUGUACAUAUCUGCCUAAAUGUUGUGGAAGGGUUCCACAAUAUCUGCAAUAUUCUUUCUCAUUUCUAAAUGAGGUGUUAUUACAUAGGUUCAUUGCUUUUGGAAGAUCUCAGAGACUCUCCUUAUAGUUUAUACAGAUCAAGCCUUCAAGGAAUUGCUAUCUGAUUCUUUUUGGAUAUAUAGUAUCAUGGGAAUUACUCCCUGUACAUUACUGUUAAGCUUGUAAAUUAUAUGUAGUUUUAUGGGAAUUGGUAUUAUGAUUCUUUA
This is a messenger RNA of Cryptomeria japonica (Japanese cedar), 5481 nucleotides long. RefSeq lists its product as uncharacterized. Gene Ontology annotation, biological process: signal transduction; protein phosphorylation. Gene Ontology annotation, cellular component: cytoplasm. Gene Ontology annotation, molecular function: ATP binding; protein kinase activity; protein binding. Bases 657 to 5126 code for a protein of 1489 amino acids. Lineage: Eukaryota; Viridiplantae; Streptophyta; Pinopsida; Cupressales; Cupressaceae. The record is from RefSeq and is a predicted model, not a curated record. The transcript is spliced from 8 exons.